UUUUCGGAGCAGGCGGUGAGAACGAGGGGGGAAGUUCUCCACCAAUUGUUUCAGGUCCUGAGAGGAGCCGGGCGCUCGGACCCUCCCUCCUUCAAUCUCUCUCCCCUCGCUUUCCUCUGCCUCUCGCCCUCUCUCUCUCUCUCUCUCUCUCUCUCUCUCUCUCCUCCCCUUGUUGUGACAGAGCACACCUGCUUGAUCUUGGCUGCACGCGCUCUGAGUCUAAUUACCCCCGUAAGGCCCUCGCUGCAACUUCAGUCUCAUCCCCCCCACUCGACUGGAUUUUGGGAGUCAAGCUCAUCUCGCACAGCUUUACUCUCUCCGCCUUGCUUCUUCUGAGAACAGGCUCCCUGCUAGCAGCGCCAUGAGGUCAGCCUGUCUCUCUCUGCUCCUGGUCACCGCCUGUUGGGCGCUGCCCUUCCGCCAGUCCGGUUUCCUAGACUUCAUGAUGGAGGACGAGCCGGGAUCAGGAGUUGAUCCCGAAGACAAAACAGAACCAUCCCUCGGCGGGCCCUCUGGACCCAAAUGCCCCUUCAGGUGCCAGUGCCACCUGCGAGUCAUCCAGUGCUCGGACCUCGGUCUCACGACGAUUCCAGACGACAUCCCAGACGACACCACCCUGCUGGACCUUCAGAACAACAAGAUCACUGAGAUCAAGGAGAAUGACUUCAAGAACCUCAAAGGACUACAUGCUCUCAUCCUGGUGAACAACAAGAUCACCGUCAUCCACGCCAAGGCCCUCAGCCCUCUGACCAAGCUGCAGCGUCUCUACCUGUCCAAGAACAUGCUGAAGGAAAUGCCCGCCAACAUGCCCAAGAGCCUGCAAGAGCUGCGCAUCCACGAGAAUGACAUCACCAAGAUCAAAAAGGCCUCCUUCCAGGGCCUGUCCAAUAUCAUCGUCAUGGAGCUUGGGUCCAACCCCCUGAGGAGCGCAGGAAUCGAGGCGAGUGCCUUUUCUGACCUGAAGAGAGUCUCCUACAUUCGCAUCGCCGACACAAACAUCACAGAGAUCCCCAAAGGUCUGCCCAGUUCUCUCUCUGAGCUCCACCUGGACGGAAACAAGAUCUCCAAGGUGACGGCUGGAAGCCUCAAGGGCCUCAAGAACCUGGCCAAACUAGGCCUGAGCUACAAUGAGAUCAGCUCCGUGGAAAACGGCACUCUGGCCAACGUCCCUCACGUGCGAGAGCUGCACCUCGACAACAACGCCCUGAUCAGCGUUCCCGCUGGCCUGUCCGACCACAAGUACAUCCAGGUGGUCUACCUCCACGCCAACAAGAUUGCUGCUGUGGGAACCGAGGACUUCUGUCCCCCUGGCCUCAACCAGAAGAAGGCCAUGUACUCUGGCAUCAGCCUGUUCAGCAACCCCGUGCCCUACUGGGAAAUUCAGCCCAUCACCUUCCGCUGCGUCUUCGACCGCUCCGCCAUCCAGCUCGGCAACUACCGGAAGAAGUAGAGCGCACCUCGGCAAGGAAGUGCGUGCGUGUGUGUGUGUGUGUGUGUGUGUUUGUAAAAUGAGUGUGUGCAAGAUUUCCAAUUGUGCGUGUUUGACCACAGAACCCCGCGACACUGACCCCCCACGAGCAACAGCAACGCCGAUGUCAUCGAUCCGCGCCAUCAACGCAAAACGCUGGACAUGGACCUCAAAAUGCAAUAUAUUAUUUUCAUUAUUUAGCUUCAUGGUUGGUGCAGCAGCAGCAGUUGCACACACGGCUUCAUUCAUAGGCGCAGUUAUAGGCAAGCGACUGACAUAUAUUGUCACAUAUAUGUUGUCACAUACAUGCUGCAUUAUUUGUAUUCAAAUUCAGAGGUGAAUCCUAACCAAAAAGAUUUGAAAGCUCACUCAGUGGGAAAUAUUAAUCACACUUUGACUUUUGAUCCUUCAGCCAUUGUUUGAACUGUAAGACCGCCGGCCUGUAGAGCAGGCAGCGAGGGGAUAACAUGUGUUUUACAAUACCUUUUAACAACUGGUAUACCAGAAUGUACUAGAUAUUACCUGUGUACUAGGAAUAGCAUUCAGAGUGCAACAUUACCGCACUGCACCCUUUGAAACAACUCAGUUUCUAUUUGUAUUGUACUCAAUUCAAGUAGAGAUAAAAAAAAGCAAUCGUGACUUCUAUCACAUUGUGAUUUCUUGUGUGUUCUGGGCUUAGUUCUGUUUGUUUGUUUUUUACACUUUUUCUUAAUCACAUUUCCUCUCAUGGUCCUUUCCAGGUGUGUGUUGUUCCAUUACAAAAAUAAAAAAUGAAAGAUGAAAAUAGCUUAUAAAAUAUGUAGAAUAAACAAUAUGUUUUAAACAGAAGCCAUUCCCAAAGAUGUAUAUGCAUGCCCUUAUUUUUUCCUCUCAACUUAAACCUGGAGCCUUCUGGAAUCUUUUGUUAAUCUUUGUAUAUUUUUCUCUCCGUGUUUCUCUGCCUUUUUAUCGCUUUUGUUUUCAAGAGAAUGUGGUGUUUGUGGACUAGCAUGCCCACUGCAACCAUGUUGGUGUGAAUGUUGUAUGUAUAGACGCUGUAUAUAAAUGCUGUAUAAAAACCUUGUUUGCUUAAAGGCACAAGCACUUACCACAGUUCAGACUUAAUAUAUCAGCAACAAAGGUCCCCCCCCCCAGGAGAUGGGGCUCCAGAUAAGGUGUCCUGAACAAAAUAAAAAUACUAAUGUAAAAAGUAUCAGUUUUUGAUGGAUGAAAUGACCAGAACCUAAUUAUCAAUGAUUUGAGAUGAGAUUUCUGCUCCCACUGGAUGGCGCUGCAACAGCUUCAGCACAAAUGAGAGAGGGCGGCGGCAUCCCGGCGAACAAGGUCAACGGGAGGCAAAGGUACCGUUGUGAAGCAGGUGAGACACCUGAUCAAUAAAAAAUGAAAAAAAAAUGCAUUAAAAAAAAA
Messenger RNA from Pungitius pungitius (ninespine stickleback), 2875 nucleotides. RefSeq names its product decorin (gene dcn). The coding region runs from base 362 to 1450 and encodes 362 amino acids. The record is from RefSeq and is a predicted model, not a curated record. Gene Ontology annotation, molecular function: protein binding. NCBI's taxonomy places the organism in Eukaryota, Metazoa, Chordata, Actinopteri, Perciformes, Gasterosteidae. The transcript has 8 exons.